GGUGAAGUAAAAUGGUGGCCACCUAGUUCAACAAAAAUACAAGGACCCCACAAAUCCUGUUAUCUGCGUCGCUAUUUGUAGUUAAUUCCGGCGGUUUUCCGUUCAUCUACCUCACCCAACUCGCUGCUUUCUCUCUCGUUCCCGUAGGCAAAUUCAAUGCCUAUUAGUAUUCUAGUUUUGUCGUAGCAUCCUGUCCCAUCACCCCAUUAGCAUUGGGCAAAACCCUAUACUCACUCUGUCACUCCAUCCCCUUGCUUCGUCAAUCUGCAGCUAAAUCUAUUCAAUCUCGAAACCGAGUGAAUCUGUUUUGGGUCACUGCGACUAAUCUCUCCCUACAAAAUCCAUUUCUUGAAUCCCACCAUUUCCCAUUUCAGAUCUAAAGCGGAACCGCAACUUUCCCAAAUGGAGAUCUGUACAAUAGACAAGCUCAAGGCUCAGCCUUUCUGGGUUAUCGUGCUGUUCACUUUGGGUUCUCUCUCGGUUCUGAAGUUCUCUCUCGCUUUCCUAAAAUGGGCCUACGUCAAUUUUCUCAGACCCGCUAAGAACCUCAAGAAAUAUGGGUCCUGGGCACUCGUUACAGGACCCACUGACGGUAUUGGCAAGGGUUUCGCCUUUCAGUUGGCCCGUAAAGGGCUUAAUCUCAUCCUGGUUGGUCGGAAUCCUGACAAGCUCAAAGAUGUUUCGAACUCGAUUCAAACCAAGUAUGGUAAGACCCAAAUCAAGACCGUUGUUGUAGAUUUCUCCGGUGGUAUUUCUGACGGUAUUCAGAGGAUUAGGGAAUCCAUUGAAGGGUUGGAUGUUGGGGUUUUGAUCAACAACGUUGGUAUAUCGUACCCCUAUGCCAGGUUUUUCCAUGAAGUGGAUGAGGAGUUGCUGAAGAAUUUGAUUAAAAUCAAUGUUGAAGGUACUACAAAGGUUACUCAGGCCGUUUUGCCUGGGAUGCUCCAGAGGAAGAGAGGUGCAAUUGUCAAUAUUGGCUCUGGGGCUGCCAUUGUUAUUCCGUCGGAUCCUCUUUAUGCUGUUUAUGCAGCCACGAAAGCGUAUAUUGAUCAAUUCUCGAGGUGUCUCUAUGUUGAAUACAAGAAAAGUGGGAUCGACGUGCAGUGUCAGGUUCCGCUGUACGUGGCGACUAAGAUGGCAUCAAUCAAGAGGUCCUCCUUCUUUGUUCCAUCAACAGAUGGAUAUGCCCGAGCUGGUAUACGCUGGAUAGGUUAUGAGCCCCGUUGCACGCCUUACUGGCCCCAUACCCUCCUCUGGGCAUUGGCCAACUCAUUGCCUGAGUCUGUUGUUGAUGCAUGGCGCCUGAGGUUUUGCCUUGGAAUUCGUAAGAGAGGGCAACUAAAGGACUCCAGGAAGAAGGAAUAGGCUCUUGCUCUAGUUGUUGUGAGGAGGGAUGGCUACUUUGAUAAGUGAAGACCAUAAAAACACUUGAGUCGGAGCGAUAAUGACAAUUCUAGUUACAUUAAUGUUGAUCAUUACUAAUGUUAGCCAUAAAAACACUUGAGAAGACCGGAUGCAUGCUUAGAGUUUACGUUUCAGUUUCGUUGGAGUUA
This is a messenger RNA of Juglans microcarpa x Juglans regia, 1553 nucleotides long. Its product is annotated as very-long-chain 3-oxoacyl-CoA reductase 1. Gene Ontology annotation, cellular component: endoplasmic reticulum. NCBI's taxonomy places the organism in Eukaryota, Viridiplantae, Streptophyta, Magnoliopsida, Fagales, Juglandaceae. The record is from RefSeq and is a predicted model, not a curated record. The transcript has 3 exons. Gene Ontology annotation, molecular function: ketoreductase activity. The coding region runs from base 403 to 1365 and encodes 320 amino acids.